AUGUCAACGAUAAAGAUAAGUCAUGGUGAAAGUACACCAAGAGUGAGUGCUUCGUUAUUGCCAAUGCAUAUAAAGUACAGUGGCUCUGCAAAUACUGCAGAUUAUUUUACGCCAUCCCAUACAACGGAAAAGCAAAACGAUGGGUCACAAGUUGAUACGGUAUACUUUAGAGGUCGAAGGCUUGUAGUAGGGAAACAAUUAAAUCUUGAAAAACUUGGGGUUGAGGGCUUUAUUGUAAAUAGCGUAGAAAAUUUAGUACGAGAAGAAAACGAAGCUGACGGCAGUGAGGUAAUCAAAACCGUGAAAAGCUUUCAAGCCACAGCGAGCUUUGAUUCUUUUACUCUAUAUGGACAUGAUGAAGAAGCUGAGCUGAAUAAACAGUGGGCAAUGAUACCUGAAUUUCUACAAGUGAGCAAGAUACUACAUGAAUAA
Lodderomyces oxycetoniae is the source of this 432-nucleotide messenger RNA. RefSeq lists its product as uncharacterized. NCBI's taxonomy places the organism in Eukaryota, Fungi, Ascomycota, Pichiomycetes, Serinales, Debaryomycetaceae. The transcript has a single exon. Gene Ontology annotation, biological process: RNA catabolic process. Gene Ontology annotation, cellular component: ribonuclease H2 complex. Bases 1 to 432 code for a protein of 143 amino acids. The record is from RefSeq and is a predicted model, not a curated record.